Molecule: messenger RNA, 1227 nt
Organism: Melanotaenia boesemani (Boeseman's rainbowfish)
Lineage: Eukaryota; Metazoa; Chordata; Actinopteri; Atheriniformes; Melanotaeniidae
Gene: kcnk6
Product: potassium channel, subfamily K, member 6
Exons: 3
Coding region: 54-1208 (384 amino acids)
Biological process (GO): stabilization of membrane potential; potassium ion transmembrane transport
Cellular component (GO): membrane
Molecular function (GO): potassium ion leak channel activity
Source: RefSeq, a predicted model, not a curated record
CAUAAAGUCCCCACUUGUAAGAAUUGAUUCAAAAACUGUUUGCGGGAUCCAGGAUGCACCUCCAGGACUCUGAUCUGGACACACCCUCCUUUUUGUACAGUGGGAGGAGGAUUCAUAGACCAGGAGGAGUUCAAGUUCAAUUAGGACAGCCCUCAAAAAAGUUCCCACACAGAGAAGAAAAGAAAGAAAACAGUCUCAUAGGCGGAGAGGAAAUGCCGGGCUGCUCCGCUCAUGUUGGUCCAAAACUGGGAGAAGACAUGCAUUCUCUAGGAAAAUCGUGGCUGCUGCUCACCGGCUUCGUGCUCUUUUAUGUCAUCUACCUGCUGUUCGGAGCCCUGGUUUUCUCCAGCAUUGAGCGGCCGGUGGAGGAGAAGCUGCGACAUGACAUGGACAUGCUGCGAGAAGAGUUUCUCAACCAAAGCUGCGUCAACGCUGCGUCCCUAGAACGCUUUUUAGACCGAGUUCUGAAGGCCAACAAGUACGGCGUUUCCGUCCUGAGAAACUCCUCAGAAGCGUCCAACUGGGACCUGGCAUCCUCCAUGUUCUUCGCCAACACUCUGGUCACCACUGUAGGUUAUGGUCGCACCUCUCCCCUGUCUGAUGCGGGGAAAGCUUUUUCCAUCUUCUACGCCUUGGUAGGAGUUCCCUUCACCAUGCUGGUGCUCACCGCCUGCGUGCAGAGGCUCAUGUACCCUCUGGUCCUGGCUCCGGUCGGCCUCCUGCAGCGCUUGGGCUUGGAGCCUCGGCCGGCCACCAUGGUGCACUUCUUCUUGCUGCUGCUUGUGGUGGUGCUUUGUUUCUUCGUGGCACCGGCAGCCGUGUUCAACGUGGUGGAGAUGUCAUGGACAUUCUUGGAUGGCAUCUACUUCUGCUUUAUCUCGCUGUGCACCAUUGGGCUGGGGGACUUCGUACCAGCAACGCAGCCUGGGCAGAGGUACAGGGCGCUGUAUCAGGUCAGCGUGAUGGUCUACCUGUUUCUCGGUUUGAUGAUGAUGUAUCUCCUCCUGCGCUCGUUCCACAAGAUGGCCGACCUGCACGGCCUGACCACCUUCUUUCAGCUACCACGCUGUGAAGAAUCCGACCUGGAAGAGGACAGGGAGCCCAUCGUUGGCGACGAGCCAAGGCCACCUCAUCCGAAAGGCCAAGACGCCAGCAAACCUCUGGAUCCAGCAUCUCAGCCGUCUUACAACACCAUCAACAAAGGCUGAGCGGCCGGGAAGCAGAAAA